AUGGUCUUAAUCAUUGUUCCUCCAUGUGAAAAAAAUGGAGAUGUCAAGAAAAGAAGGUCAAAUCGGGCAGAUAUCCCUGAUAAUCUUCGUCAAGAAGCAGAGACAUGCUAUCGGCUUAGACUGCCUGAAGACUUCUAUCAGUUUUGGAAGUUUUGUGAGGAACUAGACCCUGAGAAACCAAGUGAUGCGCUUGUGUCAAGUGUUGGACUUAUGCUGGUUGGACCAUAUGAUAUUCUUGCUGGAAAACACAAAAAAGCAAAAUCACCAGAUGUGGACUUCAAUCUUCAUUGGCGAUUCUUCUAUGAUCCCCCAGAAUUCCAGACUAUACUUGUAGGGGAUAGCAAAACACAGUAUCACAUGGGAUAUUUCAGGGAUGUGCCAGAUGAGCUUCCAGUCUGGGUUGGUGCAAAUGAAGCCAAGAAGGGCUGUGUGAUUUCACAAGUUGGUGAUAAUGUCUUUGCUGCAGUCAAGUUGUUUUUGUCAAAAAAACUUAAGGAAGUGACCGAUAAAAAGAAAACUGCUAUUUUGAAAGACAUAGAUGAAAAACUAACAAGAACAGCAAAAGAACUGGGUUAUUCUCUGGAACAAAAAACCAUGAAGAUGAAACAGAGAGAUAAGAAAGUGGUGACCAAAGCAUUUCAUGGAGCAGGCCUAGUUGUUCCUGUAGACAAAAACGAUGUCGGAUACAGAGAACUUCCCGAGACAAAUGCUAAUCUUAAAAAAAUUUGUAAGGCCAUUGUUGAUGCUCCUACUGAUGAUGAGAGACUGAAGGCCUUUGCACCCAUUCAAGAGAUGCUCACCUUUGUUCAGUUUGCUAAUGAUGAAUGUGACUAUGGAAUGGGAUAUGAACUGGGUAUGGACCUGUUUUGCUAUGGAUCACAUGAAUCGUGA
Opisthocomus hoazin is the source of this 891-nucleotide messenger RNA. The record is from RefSeq and is a predicted model, not a curated record. NCBI's taxonomy places the organism in Eukaryota, Metazoa, Chordata, Aves, Opisthocomiformes, Opisthocomidae.